UCUGUGAUUCACCCUUUUUUGUAUGUAGCGUAAAUUAAGCUAUAAGCUCUCUGUAAGUUCUUUUGUUUGGGUUGUAUAUUGCUUAUCUACCGCCAUGGGGCAGGCAGCGUCCAGACAGGAAGCGUUUUGGGAAGCCUGUGGUUUUGGUCACACAGACAGAGUGAGGAAGUUCUUGGAGGAGGGAGAUAUCGAUGUUAACUGGGUCUCCUAUACUCAUGACUGCUGUCCAAUUCAUGUGGCUUCUCAGGGAAAGCCUGAUAUUGUAAGAAUGCUCCUGGAGAAAGGGGCAAAGGUCAAUGUCAAGGAUGUGAGGGACAGUCUUCCAAUUCACCAUGCAGCCAUGAAAGGUCAUACAGAGGUCGUACAGAUAUUGAUAGAUGCUGGAUCAGAAAUUGACACUCAAGACAAGAACGGUUGGACUGCACUACACUGUGCAGCCUAUUGGAACAAGCCAGAUGUUGUCAAAUGUCUGCUGAAGAAUGGUGCCGAUGUCAAUAUUGAGAACAAGGAUAAAAGAUCAGCCCUCCAUGAAACAGCUCGCUCACAAGAGAAGGGUGACUUUGAGCUCGGGGAAAUCGCGCAGAGGCUUAUAGAGGCAGGAAGUGACGUCAAUGCCAAGAGUAGUGACCUUGGAGAGGCAGAUUUCACGGGUUUGAUGUUUGCCAGCUACCACAACCACCCAGAAGUUGCUAGUGCACUUAUCAGUGCUGGGUGUGAAAUCAAUGCAUUUGGAACAAAUCGCUGGACUGCUUUACACUGGGCCUGUGACAGGGGCAAUGAUGAGAUGGUAUUUCUCUUACUAGAGGCAGGCAUUGAUCCUACCAUCAGGGGCUGGAGAAAUGAACUCGCCUCGGACCGCUGCCAAGACAACGGGAUGAAGGAAAUGGUGAUGAAUGCUGUUAACAUGUUCGAAGAGUUGUCUCUCUUAGAUUGCAAGGUCUCCCCUGAUUAUAAAGGUGAAGAUAUCUCAGGAAAAAGUAUAGGAACCAGCCAAGAGAAGGAAAUCUCUAGUAAUAUCUCAACAGAAAGGACUGCAGGGCAGGAUACCAGUCAAAAAGCUCCUCUCAAGAACACAGCUAAUAAAUCACCAAAUACAUCUCCUGAUUUAGAUACCAAGGACACAAUUACAGACAUUGUAAAGUUAAAAGGCAACCCCCAGUCAGAGGAUGUAGAUGUGGUGAUUAUUAAAUCUGAGAGCAAAACAAGUGUGAAACAGCAGGAGAGAGUUAGCUCCCUUGGAGAGGAUAAUAAUGAUCAGGAAAAGAUGGAUGAAGUUAAACAGACAGACAUACAAACAACCUGUGAACAAAGUCCAGAACAUACCAGCUGAUAGUUAGCUAAUAUAAUGCUAAUGUCAUGCUCAAUCUUAUUUCUAAACCCUGUGUGGUGAAUUUCUCUUCUGGUGCCAUUUGCAGCAGCAAAAAACAAAUUAAUCACAAUUGUGUUACUAAUUAAUGUUGUCCAAGAAAAAGAUAACUGUCCUGGUUUUGAUCUCUUGCCCUUUCUUCAGUAAGUCUUUGGUAUUUACUAUAUAGCUGGUUAAUAUUACUUUUUACAGAAAUCAAACCUUUUUCAUGUGUAAUCUCUAUACUGUGUCCUGUGGCUACAUAUUAUGCUAAAAAGAUUAUUUUCUUAAAAAAUAAUUCUUAGUUUUGGGAAAUUAUACUUGAGAGGUUGUAGUCUUAUUGAACAGUUCACAAACUGAGAUUUUAAAUUGUGAGAACAUAUUUAUUGCAGAUUCUUUGAUAUUUAAGAAAAAUGUUAAUGGUGUUACUUUAAUAUGAUUUGACAUACAUGUAUUUGUGCAAUAAAGAAAAAGACAACUUCC
Messenger RNA from Saccostrea echinata, 1828 nucleotides. RefSeq names its product ankyrin repeat domain-containing protein 50-like. Lineage: Eukaryota; Metazoa; Mollusca; Bivalvia; Ostreida; Ostreidae. Gene Ontology annotation, molecular function: protein binding. Gene Ontology annotation, cellular component: cytoplasm; nucleus. The record is from RefSeq and is a predicted model, not a curated record. Bases 95 to 1330 code for a protein of 411 amino acids. The transcript has 9 exons.